Messenger RNA from Leishmania mexicana MHOM/GT/2001/U1103, 1527 nucleotides. Its product is annotated as putative dihydrolipoamide dehydrogenase. Gene Ontology annotation, cellular component: oxoglutarate dehydrogenase complex; mitochondrion. The coding region runs from base 1 to 1527 and encodes 508 amino acids. The record is from RefSeq and is a predicted model, not a curated record. NCBI's taxonomy places the organism in Eukaryota, Euglenozoa, Kinetoplastea, Trypanosomatida, Trypanosomatidae. Gene Ontology annotation, molecular function: dihydrolipoyl dehydrogenase (NADH) activity; flavin adenine dinucleotide binding. The transcript has a single exon.
AUGAAGCGCACUAUCUUUGCAUGGACGAGGAAAUUCGAUGUUUGCGUGCUAGGCGGUGGUCCAGCCGGCAUUGCCGCGGCCGUCCGCGCGCACGAGCUGGGGAAAAAGGCCUGCAUCAUUGAAGAGUCCCGUAUCGGCGGUGCUGACUUUUGGAAUGGCGCGCUCCAGUCCAAGACAUUGUGGGAAAUGGCGAAAUUCGCGCGAUACACAAAGGGCAACACGUCUCACCGUUUCAUGAAGCCUAUAGGCGAACUUCCAAAGAUAAAACACAGCAAUCUCAUCAAGGCCAUCACGAACGCCGCCGAAACGCGUGAAGCUCAGACGCUGGAGGUUCUCUCCAACGCCAAAAUUGAGGUACUUUUCGGAUUCGGUUCUUUUAAGACGCCGAACUCGGUAGCUGUCGCCAAGAAAGACGGCACGGAAGAAACUGUCGAGGCGGAUUACUUUCUGAUUGCCACCGGUGCCAACCCACGGCCUCACCCAACUGCCGUCGCCGACGGAAAGGUUGUCUUCACUUCCGAUGAUAUCAUGAUGCAACCGCUUCCCAAGAGUGUUGUUAUUAUCGGCGCGGGUGUCAUCGGAUGCGAGUUCGCAUCUAUUUUCGCCAAUUUCGGAGUAACGCAAGUGAGUAUUAUUGAAAAAAGUGGCCGUAUUUUGCCUAUGGAGGACGAAGAUAUCGCACUUUUUGUACAAAGACUUCUUGAGCAAAAAGGUGUUUGUUUCCACCAUCACUCCGCCAUGGAGAGCAGUAGCAUCAGUGAUGGAAAGUUCCACUACACUCUUAGAGAUGUUCGUGACAACUCUCUUCACCAACAUGUCACGGAUAGCGCUCUCGUUUCCAUCGGACGUGUACCAGCAAUUUCAAAGCUGAAUUUAGAGGCGAUCGGCGUCACGGUGAAAAAUAGCUGCAUCGACCGAGACGAAUUCCUUCGCAUCGAACCACACAAACACAUUUAUGCCUGCGGAGAUACUUGCACGCGUGCUGCUCUCGUCAACGUCGCUGAACUGGAAGGGCGUGCGUGCAUCGACCAUAUGUACACACCAUAUCCCGAGGAGCAAUUGAAGCUCAAGCUGGACAAUCUCUCCACCAUCAUGUUCCUUGAUCAAGAAGUGGCAGCUGUCGGUCUAAAUGAGCAACAGUGUCAAAAGAUGUCAAUCAGCUACAAGAUGGCACGAUACAGCUACGAAUACGUAGGGCGUGCGUUAGCCAUGGGUAACACGAGAGGCUUUAUCAAACUAGUUGUGACCAACGACAACAAGAUGCAAGUCCUCGGUGUGCGCGCAGUGGGUCCCCAUGCCAGCAGUAUUAUUGAGCUCGCGUCGCUGGCCAUCCACAACCGUGACUCGGCAUACGACUUGCGCAAUCUUCACGCCGUCUACCCCGCUAUCACUCAGGGAUUCCAAGAGUGUCUUAACAUGCUUUUAGGCUCCUCGAUUUUGAAACCUGACGUCUUCCCGCAACUUGUUGUGCGGGAAUGGAAUCCUCCUCAUUUCGAGCACGGGCGCGCAUACGCGCACAAAAAAUGA